CGGUAUCUGUAUAUUUAGGUUUGUAACUCUUUUUAGCGGAAAGAUUGUUAUAGUCUUCAUUUACAAACAUGGCAGCCUCGCGACGUGACACGUCCACUAUAUGUUUAUUUGAUGUUGAUGGAACACUUACGCCAUCAAGACAACUUAUCAGACCUCAUGUUGAGGAAUUUUUGCAAGAACUUAAAAAAAAAGUUUUGGUGGGUCUGGUUGGUGGAUCAGACUUUGUGAAAAUAGCUGAACAGAUGGGAGAUCACUCAGACAUAUUGAAUCGGUUUGAUUAUGUUUUUGCUGAAAAUGGAUUGGUUGCUUAUAAAGGAAAUGUUCAAGUUGGUCAACAGAAUCUCAAAAAAUAUGUUGGAGAUGAAAUCUUACAAAAACUUAUCAACUUUGCUCUAAGAUAUAUGUCUGAACUUAUUUUACCUUGUAAAAGAGGGACUUUCAUUGAGUUCCGAAGUUCUAUGAUCAAUAUAUGUCCAGUUGGAAGGAGCUGUUCACAAGAAGAAAGAGAUGCUUUUGUUGUUUUUGAUGAGGAACACAAGAUCAGAGACAAAUUUGUUGAAGCAUUAAGAGCAGCCUUUCCCAAUGAGGGUCUUGUAUUUGCAAUUGGUGGUCAGAUCAGCAUAGAUGUUUUUCCAGAAGGUUGGGACAAGCGUUACUGCUUGCAAUUCUUAGAGAAGGAUAACAUAAAAAAUAUACAUUUUUUUGGGGACAAAGUUGAAAAGGGUGGAAAUGACCAUGAAAUAUAUGAAGAUCCAAGAACUAUAGGGCAUAAGGUUGUAAAUCCUGAUGAUACAAUGCAGCAGCUUCGGGACUUGUUCUUUUAACUUAAAAAAUAACUCCUAAAUAAAUAAAUGUUCAUUUUUUAUGCAAAACAUUUCAUUGAAGACCACAAAGGAAUGAUGAGAGUUAACUUUUGGAAACGUUAAUAUGCCUUUGGACUUGUAGUCUUAAAGUUUUGUUUGUGAUAUAUUUAAUUAAAACUUGAUACCGUAUAGUAAUUUUGUUGUUCUGUUUGGAAUUAAAACAGUAUCUAAUACAUUCCUCAGAAAUAAGUAAGUAUAGCAAGUUUGCAUUCCUUUGCGGUCUACAUUUUUUUUUUUCUCAUGUUCACACAAAAAAUAUUUAUAAAACUGUUUGCGGGCAGUAUUUGGUUUUGUUAAUUAUAUAUAUUGUAUGUUAUAAAUGGUGCUUUAUCUAUCAAUUCCAAGUGAUAUUUUUAUGAAGGUGAACAAAAGGAUUUAUCUUGGGUUAGAAUUCACUGAUAGCUGCAAUGUAUGUAAAAGUAAAAUGUGAUUGAAGUCCCAUUCAUUUCUGUUCUUCAAAUGUUGAACUAUUUCCAUUCAAUCAUUUAUUCCUCAUUAAUUUGUUACAUAUUUUGAUUGCAUCAUUUCAUUAUUAGUACAUUCUCUUCAUUUUUUACAUAACUCCCUAAUGGAUACACAAGGCU
Biomphalaria glabrata is the source of this 1447-nucleotide messenger RNA. Its product is annotated as phosphomannomutase 1-like. Bases 69 to 824 code for a protein of 251 amino acids. The transcript is spliced from 7 exons. Gene Ontology annotation, cellular component: cytosol. Gene Ontology annotation, biological process: protein N-linked glycosylation; mannose metabolic process; GDP-mannose biosynthetic process. The record is from RefSeq and is a predicted model, not a curated record. NCBI's taxonomy places the organism in Eukaryota, Metazoa, Mollusca, Gastropoda, Planorbidae. Gene Ontology annotation, molecular function: phosphomannomutase activity.